GGAAGGCGGAACCGGCGCCGUGCCCGGGCGGGCGGCUCCGGCUCCAGCUCCAGCUCCGGCAUCAGCGGCGGGGGGCGAGGAGACUUCCAGGGCUGAAACCGCCCCGGCUCUUCCCCUCCCGGAGGCGUUCAACCCUGCGAGGGGCCAACGGGGCUGCAUGGAGCAGCCCGGUGGUACCCCCCGCCCCACGCCAUGAGGCUGGAUUAGCCGCGACGGAGCCCUCCGAGCCCCGCACCGCCCCGCACCGCACCGCCCGCCGCCCCCAUGGCGAAGGAGAGGAGCAGGAAGGCGCUGGUGGAGCUGCUCCAGCGGCCGGGCAACGCGCUGUGCGCAGACUGCGCGGCCCCGGACCCAGACUGGGCAUCCUACAGCCUGGGGAUCUUCAUCUGCUUGAACUGUUCAGGAAUCCAUCGCAACAUCCCCCAAGUCAGCAAAGUGAAGUCUGUCCGGCUGGAUGACUGGGAUGAUGCUCAAGUGGAGUUUAUGGCCUCAAAUGGAAACAAUGUAGCAAAAGCAAAAUACGAAUCUAAAAUGCCACCGUUUUAUUACAAGCCAACAUAUCUUGACUGUCAGCUGCUGCGGGAACAGUGGAUCAGAGCCAAAUAUGAACGAAAAGAAUUCAUUCACAGUGAGAAGCAGGAGCCUUAUUCUGCAGGGUACCGAGAAGGGUUUCUGUGGAAGAGAGGACGUGACAACGGGCAGUUCCUAAGCCGAAAAUUUGUGUUAUCAGAGAGGGAAGGUGCUCUGAAGUACUUCAACAAAAAUGAUGCGAAAGAACCCAAAGCAAUUAUGAAGAUUGAACACCUAAAUGCAACUUUCCAGCCUGCAAAAAUCGGGAACCCACACGGCCUGCAGAUCACUUACUUGAAGGACAAUAGCACAAGGAAUAUCUUUGUCUAUCAUGAAGAUGGCAAGGAAAUAGUGGAUUGGUUCAAUGCCAUCCGGGCAGCCCGGUUUCAUUACUUGCAAGUGGCAUUCCCUGGAGCCAGCGAUGUUGAUCUGGUGCCAAAGCUUUCUAGAAACUACCUGAAGGAAGGGUACAUGGAGAAAACGGGGCCAAAGCAAACAGAGGGAUUCAAGAAGCGAUGGUUCACCAUGGAUGACCGACGGCUCAUGUAUUUCAAAGAUCCCCUGGAUGCCUUUGCUAGAGGGGAAGUCUUUAUUGGGAGCAAGGAAAACAGCUACAAGGUCCUGGAAGGGCUUCCACCAUCCACGCAGGGAAACCACUGGCAGCACGGGAUCACCAUCGUCACCCCCGAUCGGAAAUUCCUCUUUGCCUGCGAGACGGAGGAGGAGCAGCUGGAGUGGAUCACAACUUUUCAGAAAGUUAUCAGCCGCCCGAUGCUGCCUCAGGAAUAUGCAGUGGAAGCCCAUUUCAAACAUAAACCUUAGCUGGGACUGGCUGGGCAGACCUGAGGAAUGAGCUUCUGUUUACAACACAACGUGGUUUUAUUUGAAAUGUUAAAAAAUAAUAAGAAUAAUAACAGUAAUAAUAAUUAUUAUUAUUAAUAAUAAUAAUACUUCCCUUUCCCCUCAUCAUUCACUUGAUCAUGUCGGAAACCAAGAAGGAUGGCAGUGAAGUGUUGGAGAAGAUGCUGAUCCAACCCAAAACUUGGCUCUGUGGCUGCUCUGUGGGACACACUGCUAGGACAGGUGGUCCCUGGGACUUGUCACCCCCCACCCAGCUUUGGCAGGGUGUUGAAGACUGUCAGUGCCACCUCUUGGAGGAGAAGGGGGUUGUCCCCACCGGCUGACCCCUGGAGGCUGAGCAUCCCCAGAGCCCCAGCUCUCCACCAGCCCUUUCCCUGGGGUCCUGCGAGUCCCUGAGUGGGGACAUCCUGCUGGGACGUGAUGCUCCAACAUGAACUGGUGCUGAGAGAUGUGGGUGAGCUGCCUGACAGCACUGGGGUGAAGGAUAACUGACCUCACCUGGUGUUGGUGGUGAUGGUGGUGGUGAUGCUGUACCCAGCAAGGAUCAAAUGGGAUUUAGGCAUAAGAGAAAUCAGUGCUGUUUGCCCUAUUAGCUGUUUAGUGAGGCCACAGAGGGGGGUGCCCAACACGGGCAGAGCAGGAAGGGGGUGACUGAUCCACCAGGCUGGGGAGCAAAGCUUUCGGGGUCGGGGUCCACACCCCCCACACUGCCCUGCUGCACUUGUGCCCCCCAGGUUCCCGUUCCAUGGUUCAAGGGAGGGUGGGGAUUUAACUCCUUUCAGGAGCCCGGUGUGGGUUGUGGGGUUCAGCUUUAGGUGCCAUUUUGCUGCCAGGCACCCUAAGAGCCCAGCCCUGCCCACCCCCAGCAGGCAUAGCCCCCCGGCCAACAGCAUGAUGCUUCUCCAGACUGAUGGUUGCACUUUGGUUUGUUGUUUUUUUUGGUUUGUGUUUUUUUUUUUUUCAAUAAUUCUCUUCAAUGUUAUUUUUUUUCUGCCAAAAAAAAAAACAAAAACCAAAACCCACCCAAACAAAAAAAACGCUGCUUGAAGUGACGUUUCGGCGCUGUGUUGAGCACUGUAAUUCCUGCAGUCGGGGCAGGCAGGCUGGGACCUGCACACCAUGUGCUGGAUUUUUACCCAAAACUGAAAUUUCUGGUGUCUGCUGAAGUACCAGCCCCAGACACUGACCUGUCCGACGCGUUUCUUCCAUUGGUGUGUGUGUAAAUGAGAGCAUUUCAUCAGCUGUACCCAUUCGUUCUGUCACUGGUAAGACAACUGUGGUACUAAAUGUCAUUCAAACCAAUAAAUUAUUAUGUCAGA
Molecule: messenger RNA, 2750 nt
Organism: Calypte anna (Anna's hummingbird)
Lineage: Eukaryota; Metazoa; Chordata; Aves; Apodiformes; Trochilidae
Gene: ADAP1
Product: ArfGAP with dual PH domains 1
Exons: 11
Coding region: 265-1392 (375 amino acids)
Biological process (GO): positive regulation of GTPase activity
Cellular component (GO): plasma membrane; intracellular membrane-bounded organelle
Molecular function (GO): phosphatidylinositol bisphosphate binding; GTPase activator activity
Source: RefSeq, a predicted model, not a curated record